CGCAGGUUAUAUGGCGUGACAGUACGCGUCCUCAAGUACCUCGCUCUUGCUCGUGCUCGUCUCUCUUCAACGACUAGCUAGUGUGUUGUCACUCCCCUCACCUUUUUGUCUUCAAUCGUACGCGACAGCAGCUUCAUCAUGUCUGACGCUUCAGGCAGCCGCAAUCCGUUCGCAAAGCGCGAGGAGUUCUCCAGCCAGUCCAUCUUGCUCUACAAGAUCUCCACCGGCCUUUCGUACAUCAUCUUCCUUGUCACUGCAUUCUACUACACCUUCAACCAGCCCAAUGAAGCCCAUGGCAAGCACCACCGAUUCUGGCAACACCAGCCCGCCACGCCCUUCGCGCAGAGCAGCAUCAUCACUUCGAUCUACUGGAUCAUCCUCUUCGCCCUCCAGCUAGUCUACGCCUGGUCCCUCUGGUCCUCCAACCAGACCUACCUGCUCGCCGCCGCCAACAUCGGCACGCACUACAUCACCUCCAACCUGCUGCUUUUCGGCUUCAUCCACCUGUGGGUGCGCAGCCACUUCUGGCUCGCCGAGCUGCUGCUCGUCAUCAACUUCUUCAACCUCAGCUUCGCCUACUUCCGCCACUCGACCACCCCGCGCACCAUCCACAUCGGCACCAUCGCCGGCCCGCUGGCCUGGAACUUCGUCGCCCUCUACUGGGUCGGCGCCGUCGCGUUCCACUCCACCCACCUCGUCGGCCGCAUCGUCGCAAACGUGUUUAUCUGGGGCUGGCUGGGCUACGGCGUGUUCUUCCUCGCCGCGUACAAGGACUACACGAUUGGCUUUGCGCUGUCGGUGCUGUCGUUCUCGACCGGCGUGGGCCAGUUCCUCAGCAAGCUGCCCAUCCUGCAGCUGCAGUGGAUCUUCGCGUUUACCGUCGGCGGGCUGCUCUUCGUGCUCUCGCUCGCCGUCGGGGUUCCCGGGCUGCUGGGCCGCGAUCCGUUCCCCAGGGGCCAGAUUGUGAGCGAGGACCGCGAGAGGGCGCCGCUGCUGGCCGACGAGUAGGAGGGAGCGGUGCGACGCACGUCUUUUCGCGUCCGAGUGCGUCUCAGGCGUGCAUGAGUCUUCUCAUCGCACGCCCGAAAUUAGGUAUUUUCUCAGGUGCAAAUCGAUUCCCGUCCACCGGACGUUUGAGGGCUUCGGCCCCGCAGCAUUGUCACGGCGUCGGCAGCAGGCGUUACCAUUCUAUCUCAUUUGGGUGUGUAUCUGUAGCUCUACAUGAAAUCUCCAUUAUUCCCUGCAUUGAACUAUCUGCACACAUACACGCUGUCUUACACGCUGUCUCUCUCUUCUCUUUAUCUG
This is a messenger RNA of Boeremia exigua, 1305 nucleotides long. RefSeq lists its product as uncharacterized. Bases 139 to 1008 code for a protein of 289 amino acids. The transcript is spliced from 3 exons. The record is from RefSeq and is a predicted model, not a curated record. NCBI's taxonomy places the organism in Eukaryota, Fungi, Ascomycota, Dothideomycetes, Pleosporales, Didymellaceae.